AGAAAAUAGAAGCACUCUUAAAAGAAACCGUAUCUUUUCUUCAUACUGACAAAAACGAUGGGACAAAUGUAGAUCCCUGUAUGUCUUUGAUAAUCCUACAAUAAACACGUUUCGAAAAGAAUAUUUUUAUUUUAAUGAGUUGAUAGGGAAUUUUCUUUUCUUUUAAACUGUUCAUGACUUAUACUUGUAACACAUUCGUAAAAACAAUGACAUAAGAGAAAAACAGAAAGACCGAUGCAAUAAAUUUUCUAAUUUUUUUCUAUGAAUUACUCAAAUAUCACUUGUUCGAUUAAAAGUAAUUCAAUUUUUGCGAAUUCAUUGGAAAUAUCUUGUAAAAUGACGGUUAAUUAUAAUUAAUUGUCAUGUACAAGAUAUCUUUGACGAAAUGUUAUAAAAAUUCUAAAUUUAUUUUGUGAAUGUUUCUAUUUUUUUUACUCGUUUUAUCAUUUGUUAUCUCACCUACGAAAACUCUAUUCAGUAGAAUUUUCAUCGAACGUUCUAUCAUUACGUUUUAUGAAAAAUAUCUAAAGCUUGGUAUCAAAUUCUUUUCUGUUUCGUAGACAACGACUCUCUAAUCGUUUGUCAACAUAUGAUCAGAAUUUCUUUCUAGCAAAAAUAUUCAAACACAAGAUUAACUUCGAAUGAAGACUUGUUAAUUGUUGUAGCGAUCUAAAUGAUUAUAGAAAUUUGUCUCAUCAUGAAUCUGAGAUUUCGAGUGAAUCAAUUUAAACUUGGGGUUUAGAAUGAUUAAAAUGCUUUGAAUAGUUUCAAAUAUUUAAAUAAUUGUCCAAGUAUUUCUAGAGAUUUGUACAUCGUCACACAAGCAUUUGAAGGUUCAGCUUUGCAUUUAGACAUUUUGAGAUAUUGUCGAAACUUUUAAGAAAUCUAUUUGAGCAUUUCAGCUUGCCUAACAUUUCUUUUUCAAUGUGUUCAAAUUAGAGAUUGACGUGACUUAUGGUUACGGUCAUUACUCUGACUAUGAUAGGUUCUCCUUUUAUUAACUAAACGAAAAUAACUGAAUUUGCACGUUCGAAUCGAAUGUUCACGAAUAUAAACAACUGUUGCAGAUGUUUAUUUGAAUUUAAUUUUAGUAAUUUCUCAUGAUUUUGAUCUGGCUAAAUUAUCAUUACUUGAUAAUGUUCAAUUAAUAAAAUCUAAAACUGAAUUAAUUGAUAAUUUACUUGAAAUCGAAAUAGCUUAUUCAAUGUUAAAUGAAUCAAAUAAUACAAUAGAAGGUAAUGAACAUCCAAUAGAUGUUUAUUAUAAAAAAUUCAAAUGUGCUCUUGAACCAGUUGAUCAUCAUUCAGAAGAAUUUAAACUUAUUCAAAAAUAUAUGAUCAAUACUCAUGCUAAAACUCAUGAUCAAUAUAUAUUAAAAUUACGUGAAUUAUUUAAAACCACAUGUGAAGAAGAAUCUGAUCGUUUUGAAAAAUUUCAAACACUUGAUAAUCAUCAAUUAUUAUGGCAUGGAUCAAGAACAACUAACUUUGUUGGUAUUUUUAGUCAAGGUUUAUGUAUUGCUCUACCUGAAGCACCAGUUACGGGUUAUAUGUUUGUUAAAGGUGUUUAUUUUGCUGAUAUGGUUUCAAACAGUGUUGCACUUGGAAAAAUGUAUGAAUAUUAUAAAGCAACUAAUUUAGCUACAUCAACAUUAUCAGCUGGUACUCAUUCGACCAAAGGUUGUGGAGGAUCAACAAUGCCAGAUCCAAAAGAAUUUUAUUAUAUAAAUGACAGUGUACUUAUUCCAAUGGUUCAUGGAAUUCCAUCAAAUGUUUGA
Messenger RNA from Rotaria sp. Silwood2, 1777 nucleotides. The record is from the annotation of a GenBank genome assembly. Lineage: Eukaryota; Metazoa; Rotifera; Eurotatoria; Philodinida; Philodinidae.